Messenger RNA from Miscanthus lutarioriparius, 1707 nucleotides. NCBI's taxonomy places the organism in Eukaryota, Viridiplantae, Streptophyta, Magnoliopsida, Poales, Poaceae. The record is from the annotation of a GenBank genome assembly.
AUGAUUGAUGACACUGCUCCCACAGUUCCACCUCCACUUCCCCUUCCAUUCCAUCGCGUAGUCCUGCAGCUGCCGGCAUCCUGCUACCGCCGUCGCCGCCGCUUCGCUUUGAGACGGAAGGUUGCCCCGCGAGGCGACGAGCCGAGAAGGGUUUCGCCGUCCGAGAGGGGUCACCUCACCUCUUGCUCUGCCCCGCUCCGAUCCAGCAUAUUUGCGCAGAUCAUUAAGAAUCGAAGGAACUUCAAUUUUAAGGCUAUUGAUGUGGACUCUUUGAAUUCUUCGCAGAUUUUUCAAGUCCUUUUGGUUUUCGCAACCAUUGUUGCUCAGACCCAAUGGGCUAGUGUGCGGGGCAUGUACUGCGAGGACUUGACAGCAAGUGUAGAAAGGCCACACAGUGCCUCAAUAACGGAUUUUGGUGCUGUUGGAGAUGGUGUGACUCUUAACACGAAAGCAUUUCAGAAUGCACUCUUCUACCUCAAUUCAUUUGCAAACAAGGGUGGGGCGCAGCUGUUUGUGCCUGCUGGAAGGUGGAUGACUGGGAGUUUUAGUUUAAUCAGCCAUCUCACACUCUCACUGGACAAGGAUGCAGUAAUUCUUGGAUCACCAGACUCCUCUGACUGGCCAGUUAUUGAUGCUCUUCCAUCCUAUGGGCGUGGUAGAGAACUCCCCGGUAAAAGACAUCAAAGUUUAAUAUUUGGAUCUAAUCUUACUGAUGUAAUAAUAACUGGUGCCAAUGGCACUGUCGAUGGCCAAGGUGCAGUUUGGUGGGACUGGUUUCACAACCACACAUUGAAUUAUACUAGACCACCGCUUGUUGAACUGAUGUACUCUACCAGAGUUGUUAUUUCCAACCUAACCUUUAUAAAUUCGCCAUUUUGGAAUAUCCAUCCUGUAUACUGCAGCCAAGUCCUGGUCCAGCAUCUCACAAUCCUAGCACCUAUCAGUUCACCAAACACUGACGGCAUUGAUCCAGACUCAUCUACAAACGUCUGCAUUGAAGAUUGUUACAUCAGAAAUGGCGAUGACAUUGUUGUCAUCAAGAGUGGGUGGGAUGAGUAUGGCAUCUCUUUUGCUCAUACUAGCUCCAACAUUAGCAUCCGCAACAUCACAGGACAGACAAGGAACAGCGCUGGACUCGCCUUUGGGAGCGAGAUGUCAGGUGGUAUAUCAGACGUUCGAGCAGAGGGCAUCCGGAUUGUCAACUCAGUGCAUGGGAUCAGAAUCAAGACAGCCCCAGGGCGUGGGGGAUAUGUGAAGAACGUGUAUGUAGCCGAUGUGAGCUUUGACAACGUUUCCAUAGCCAUCAGGAUCACUGGAAACUAUGGUGACCACCCCGAUGAUAGCUACAACAAGAGUGCACUUCCCACCAUAAGCAACAUAACUAUCAAGGACGUUGUGGGUGUCAACAUUGGUGUUGCAGGAAUGUUGCAGGGCAUCCCAGGGGAUAACUUCAGCAAUAUUUGCUUGUCAAAUGUGUCUCUCAGUGUCAGAUCUACUGAUCCAUGGAAUUGUUCACUUGUCGAAGGGUUUUCGAACUCUGUGUCACCAGAGAUAUGCGAGCAACUAAGAAUCACUCCAGGGCCCAGACAAAUAUGCUAUGGCGGUAAUUAUCCAGCCGCUGCAGCACAACCACAGCCGCCGCAGAAGUCAAGUGCUAGCCGGCUGGUAAAUCCUUUCCUUUCGAUAAGUUGGUUUCUAUGUAGGUAG